Toxoplasma gondii ME49 is the source of this 1443-nucleotide messenger RNA. RefSeq names its product NAD dependent epimerase/dehydratase family protein. Gene Ontology annotation, cellular component: cytosol. Gene Ontology annotation, biological process: beta-D-galactose catabolic process via UDP-galactose, Leloir pathway. Gene Ontology annotation, molecular function: UDP-glucose 4-epimerase activity. The record is from RefSeq and is a predicted model, not a curated record. The transcript is spliced from 14 exons. Bases 1 to 1443 code for a protein of 480 amino acids. NCBI's taxonomy places the organism in Eukaryota, Apicomplexa, Conoidasida, Eucoccidiorida, Sarcocystidae.
AUGCGUGGAAUGGCGCAGAGAGGAGAAAGAGACUCUCUCGUUCCCUCAGGGUCGCGGCCGGCCGAGCGUGUGUUGAUUCUAGGCGGAACGGCGUUCAUCGGACGGACAGUCACCCGUAAACUCCACGAGGAUGGAUAUCUGCUCGUCUUUAUCAAUCGAGGGCGGUCCUACUGGAAUGGAGAAAAUAUCGCGGACGCCGAGUAUCACCGCGCAGACCGCAGAGCUCCGGAGGCCUUUGCGGAGUGCAUCGCUUCUCUGACCGACAGAGAGGAAGCGAGACGUGGAAAAUCGUGGCUGGCGGUCGUCGACUUCUCCGCCUAUAAGCCGAGAGACAUCUUGGCGUCCUUGAAUGGUCUCCGCGGGCGCUAUGGAACGUACAUUUACAUUUCAACUGACAGCGUGUACGAGGUUUCCGACUCGAGCCUAUGGCAGGGACUCCCGAGCGUCUCUGAGGACUUCGCCGUCCGUCCGAAGGAGAGGCAGCGCGUCGCACUUCUCAAAAAGAAAGACACUUACGGACAUAACAAACUUGCGGUGGAGGAAAUUCUUCGCGAACAGGCGAACGCGACAGGACGGCCGGUCGCCUGUCUUCGGCUUGCUGAUGUCAUUGGACCUUUCGACGACACAGAUCGCUUCUGGACCUACUUCUGGUGGACGCAAGUUGCAAGGCAGCAUCCCGUCCUUGUGGAUCCGACAGGCCCAACGCAGCGCAUGAAUCUGACUUUCGUCGAAGAUGUCGCCGCGGCUGUCUCCCGUCUUCUCCUAUGCGCGCGUAUCGCGGAGCCUCAAUGUUCUGCCCAAAGCAGGACGGCAGACCUGCAUGAGCAUCUGUCUUCCUCUGCCUCGGUCUCUGCCUCUCGAGACAAGACGGAGGCCGCAGCGACAGGCAAUCUCGAAGCACAGGAGAGCCUCUUCCGUGCAUUCAACUUGGCUUGCGAGGAAACAGUGACGCUCGUCGAGAUGCUGGAACUGCUGCACCAGCGCUGUGUGUCUUAUCGCCGCGAAGGCCUCCUUCCUUCUCCAUCAGUCUCCACCGAGACGGAUCGCGCUCAAGGAACGCCGAGAGGACGCGAAGAGGAACUGCGGUGGCGCAUCGAGGAAGACUGUCUCAGAUGUCCCUCAUUCCUUCCUUCUGUCUGUCGAGAGACGCCGCUGACGAUGAAGAAAAUUCGUGCAGAGCUGGGGCUCUCGCUCACGCCUUUGGUGGAAGCAGUCGACACCACGUGCAGGUGGAUGGCGGCCGCGACUCGCGCUUUUCCCAAAGAAGCUGCUGAUGCCGCCAGAAAAUUGCCUACUGACGCCCGGCAAACCGUGAGAGCUCUCCACCAGGAUCUUCGACCUUUUCUCCCUUCGUCUGCCUCGUCGUCUUCCUCUUCUUCUUCCUCGUCUUCGUCUUCGUCAUCUUCUUCGAGUAGUUCGGAGGAAUCCAGCGACGAGGAGUGA